Messenger RNA from Piliocolobus tephrosceles (Ugandan red Colobus), 3318 nucleotides. It is a transcript of the gene ZNF620, whose product is annotated as zinc finger protein 620. Gene Ontology annotation, molecular function: DNA-binding transcription factor activity, RNA polymerase II-specific; RNA polymerase II cis-regulatory region sequence-specific DNA binding. The transcript has 5 exons. Gene Ontology annotation, biological process: regulation of transcription by RNA polymerase II. Gene Ontology annotation, cellular component: PcG protein complex; chromatin; transcription regulator complex. Bases 142 to 1410 code for a protein of 422 amino acids. NCBI's taxonomy places the organism in Eukaryota, Metazoa, Chordata, Mammalia, Primates, Cercopithecidae. The record is from RefSeq and is a predicted model, not a curated record.
CUCGGUGUUGGCUGCAGGUGGUAUUUCCACGCUUUAUCUGCGCCUGCGCCGCGCGGGGUUCGCGGUCCUAGCUGAAGAGGUUCGCGGUCCGGUUUCACUUCUCCGAACCCCGAGGCAGUGUGUGAAGCUGGGACGCCGGCCAUGCUCCAGACCGCUUGGCGCCAGGAACCAGUGACCUUUGAGGAUGUGGCUGUGUACUUCACCCAGAAUGAAUGGGCCAGCCUGGACUCUGUGCAGAGGGCCCUGUACAGGGAGGUGAUGCUGGAGAAUUAUGCAAAUGUGGCUUCCCUGGCAUUUCCAUUCACCACGCCUGUUCUGGUCUCCCAGCUGGAACAAGGGGAACUGCCAUGGGGCCUCGAUCCCUGGGAACCUAUGGGCAGGGAGGCUUUCAGAGGUAUCUGUCCAGGGGAUGAGGCCAGAACUGAGAAGGAAAGAUUAACUCCAAAGGAGCAUGUGUCCAAAGAAACAGUGUCCUUCAGACUGAUGGUGGGGGUGCUGCCAGGGAAUGUUUCCCAGCACCUUGACUUUGGGAGCAGCCUAGAGCAGCCCCAAGGUCAUUGGAUAAUUAAGAAAAAGUCAAAGAGGAGACAUUUCACAGAUACCUCAGCCAGGUACCAUGAGGCCUAUGUGGUCAAGAAUGGAGAGAAGUUUGAGAAAUUAGGAAAAAAUAUUAGUGUCAGCACACAGCUCACUACAAAUCAGACAAUUCCUAGUGGUCAGAUAUCUUAUGAAUGUGGACAAUGUGGCAGAUAUUUCAUUCGAAUGGUAGACUUCCACCAACAUCAGAAAUGUCACACUGGUGAAAAGUCUUUUGAAUGCAAAGAAUGUGGAAAAGACUUCAGAUAUAACUCAUUACUUAUUCGGCAUCAGAUAAUUCACACUGGAAAGAAACCAUUUAAAUGUAAAGAAUGUGGAAAAGGUUUAAGUUCAGACACAGCCUUGAUUCAGCAUCAGAGAAUCCACACUGGAGAAAAGCCCUAUGAAUGUAAGGAGUGUGGCAAGGCCUUCAGUAGCAGCUCUGUCUUCCUCCAGCACCAGAGGUUCCACACUGGGGAGAAGCUCUAUGAAUGUAACGAAUGUUGGAAAACUUUCAGUUGUAGCUCAAGUUUCACUGUCCAUCAGCGAAUGCACACUGGGGAGAAACCUUAUGAAUGUAAAGAGUGUGGAAAACGACUAAGCUCCAACACAGCCUUGACUCAGCAUCAGCGAAUUCACACUGGGGAGAAGCCCUUUGAAUGUAAGGAGUGUGGGAAGGCAUUCAAUCAGAAAAUAACCCUGAUUCAGCACCAGCGAGUUCACACUGGUGAGAAACCUUAUGAGUGUAAAGUGUGUGGUAAAACCUUCAGCUGGUGUGGAAGAUUCAUUCUGCAUCAGAAACUACACACUCAGAAGACACCUGUCCAAGCAUAGGGCUAUCCAUAGUUCGGCCCAUGGUGCCUCUCAUUUUUUCUCUUUAUUUUCAUGCUCUUUUUCAGUGUCCUCGCUGUCCUUCCUGGGUAGACACUUGGCUUUCAUCAUGAAAUCUUCCUUAAGUUUUUUGAACCCGUGUUUCCCCAACAUGAAGUCUCUUUAUGGUUAGAGAAGACCAAAAAAAAAAGGAAAAACAAAAACAAAAACCAAACUUAGAAACAUGAAAGGAAAUGUAAGUUUCCAGAUUUAAAGGAUAUGCUGGGUGCCCAUUAGGAUGGAUUCAAGGGAAACCUACAUUAAGGAAAAUUGCUGUGAAUUACGAAAACACCAAGUUUGAAUAAGAGGAUCAUGGAGAAAAAAAUGAGACCCUAAAAGUUUCUAGAGCGAGAAAACAAAAGAUCAGAAAUUAAAGUGGGGCUGGGCACAGUGGCUCAUGCCUGUAAUCCCAGCACUGUGGGAUGCCGAGGCGGGCGGAUCACGAGGUCAGGAGUUCGAGACCAGCCUGACCAAUAUGGUGAAACCCUGUCUCUCCUGAAAAAACAAAAAUACAAAAAUUAGCCAGGCGUGGUGGUGCAUGCCUGUAAUCCCAGCUACUCGAAAGGCUGAGGCAGGAGAAUCACUUGAACCCCUGAGGCAGAGGUUGCAGUGAGCCAAGAUCACACCACUACACUCCACCCUGGGCGACAGAGUAACACUUUCUCUCAAAAAAAUAAAAAAUGAAAAUGGCGUUAGAUUUUUCAGCAGCAACCUUCAAAGUCAGAUGACAAUGUGUAUGCCUUCAGACUUCUCAUGGAAAAUGUUUUCCCCUGCAAGUCUAUACUCCAAAGUAUAAGUAUAAGGCCCUUAUACUUAUAAAGUAUAAGGCAAUUCAGGCCCUUUAAAUCUGAAACCUUUAUUUCCCAGGCAUCCUUUCUUAUAUUUGCAACACUACACAAGAAGUAAACCAGUAAAUAAAAAGACAGAUACAUGGAUACCCUAUUAUAGUCCGUAUGUCAGAAGUCUCCUAAAUUCAAAAACGGGCCCUGUCCAUGUGGAGCCACAUGCAUCUUGGAAGACAUUCCUAGUAGGGUGCAAACUUCAGAGACCUAUCUCAGGUUCAGUGUACACCCACCCUACUUACUUACUCUUCAGUUUGUCUUCACUAGACAGUUGUAGUCUGUUCCUUUGCAAAAGUCAGGAUGUAUAUACUCUUUGAGUCAGGUGCAAGGCACCAUUUGUCUUAAAUUUAUUCUUCUCAUUGCUGUAUCGAGUGAUCUCAAAGCUGGAAGCAUUUUCUUGCAACUCCAUCUAGUUAUUUUUUAUGAUCAUGGAAGAACCUACCAUUAUUGCUGUUAUCUGUGGAAAUGAGGGAAGAUGUAAAUGUGUUAGGUUUUAGCAUCCCCUCUGGCAGCCAGCUUGAUUUUGCCUGUUGCAGGAAGCAGAGAGUAGUGAUUAAUAAUACAGAGCCAGGCAGAUUUUGGUUUAAGCCCAGGUGUUUGUCCUUGGUUAAGUUACAAAAACUGCACUAGUUUCCUUAUCUGUAAAAUGAGGAUGACAGUUAAUCUACCUCAUAGGUUUGUGUUGGGGAUUAAAUGCAUUAAUACAUGUAGAAGUGUUUCAAAUGGUGACUGCAUAUAAUAAAAGUAUUACCUAUUAUUGGCCGGGCACAGUGGCUCAGGCCUGUAAUCUCAGCACUUUGGGAGGCUGAGGUGGGCAGAUCACGAGGUCAGGAGAUUAAGACCAUCCUGGCUAACAUGCUGAAACCCUGUCUCUACUAAAAAUACAAAACAUUAGCUGGGCAUGGUGGCACGCACAUGUAGUCCCAGCUACUUGGGAGGCUGAGGUAGGAGACCAGGAAGGCAGAGGUUGCAAUGAGCUGAGAUCAUGCCCCUGCACUCCAGCCUAGGCGACAGAGUGAGACCCCGCCUC